This is a messenger RNA of Wyeomyia smithii (pitcher-plant mosquito), 1272 nucleotides long. RefSeq lists its product as uncharacterized. The transcript has 4 exons. Bases 79 to 600 code for a protein of 173 amino acids. NCBI's taxonomy places the organism in Eukaryota, Metazoa, Arthropoda, Insecta, Diptera, Culicidae. The record is from RefSeq and is a predicted model, not a curated record.
AAAGUCAAAUCAGUUGCUCCCUGCUGGUUGAGAGGACUUGAUGUAGACAGGCAAUUAGUGAAUGAUUUUUUUUUAAGUAUGAAACUGGAGAAGUGUCUUGCCGUGCCAAGUUGGCUGCAAAUUCCCUACGACGACAAACGCAUCCUGGCCUACCUUCUGGGUGGUUUAACCAUACUGUUUGGAACCGCACUGUAUGGACUGUUGGCGUGGCACAAAUUUGGAAUGUUUGGUGAUGGGAGUUGUCCCUCCUUUUCUUAUAUAUACAACUUGGAACUUCCUCUGCUAGCUGUGGUUCUAUUAGUGUACUAUACAGCGACAUUUGUGUUUAUUUGGGGCGUUUGGAAGGAAAAAUCAAAGUACAUUCUGCCAUUUUUUUGUCUGCUGGUGGCUACCGUGGGAUUUAUCGGACAUGCUCACAUAGAGCGGAUGCUGUUUGAAGUCGACAAAACCGAGCGACGGUUCGUUAUUGUGGCGUUCGCUUUUACAACAGGAGUUUUAGUUUUCGCCAGCUCAAUCACUCUAUUGCUUUACCGGGAGAUGAACACAAACAGCGAUCGACGAGGAAAGGUCGAAUAUAUGGAACUUUUUGUUACCGGAUAGAAGCGAUGGUAAAUAUCUUUGUACUCCAAAAGGAAUAGGAUACUUGUAAUUUAAAAGAUCGACCUAUGUACUACUACGGAGUUUUGUAGUAUCAUUUUAGGAUUUAGGAUAUUAUCAGUAUUCUGGCAUAUGAAUAAAUUUUUAAUUGCCGUCUAGUAAACAUAUUUUUUGCGAAACUUGGUAGCUACAUGUUAAAAAUAGUUUCUAAACUUUUUUUUGUAUUUUGAUUAGCUUAGAUCGUUACCUUCAUGAACAGUAAAGUAAAGUUGUUAUAGAAUAGGGCUAUGGUCUGAUCUAUAUUUACAGCUCCCUCGAUCUUAGUCAAAAAGGUGUCAUCUUAGCUAAGAGAGUGAUAAAAAGUGUAAAAAAGGAAGAUUCUAUUGGAGAAAUGAUAGUAGUUUGAGUAUAAUUACUAAUAUUUUAGCUUGAAAUAUAACGCAGCUUUCACUGGGUGUAUAGAAAUCUUCUAAUUUAAGUUCAAAGUAGUAAAAGCAAAGCAAGGGAGUGGAGCAUCUCGAUAUAGAAUUCAAGUUUCUAUUUAUAAGACAUAGACUUCGUACAGUAGAACUCAUAGAGCAUUAAACAUAAUCAAAAUUAUUUUGAAGGGUUUUUGGACUGGAAACGUAUCAUGGAUCAAAAAUAUAGUAUAAUAAAUGAUUGUGACUAAAAAUA